Molecule: messenger RNA, 1841 nt
Organism: Trichomycterus rosablanca
Lineage: Eukaryota; Metazoa; Chordata; Actinopteri; Siluriformes; Trichomycteridae
Gene: lck
Product: LCK proto-oncogene, Src family tyrosine kinase
Exons: 13
Coding region: 26-1540 (504 amino acids)
Biological process (GO): cell surface receptor protein tyrosine kinase signaling pathway; B cell receptor signaling pathway; protein phosphorylation
Cellular component (GO): extrinsic component of cytoplasmic side of plasma membrane
Molecular function (GO): non-membrane spanning protein tyrosine kinase activity; signaling receptor binding; ATP binding
Source: RefSeq, a predicted model, not a curated record
CAGUGGCUGCACCCUGACAGAGACCAUGGGGAACUGUUCCUCUUACGACUCGGACGACGGCUUCUCCUACCACCCUGAUGAUAUCUGCGAGCACUGCAACUGUCCCAUCGCUCCGGGAAACCAGGAUGCGUUCGACAACAAAGAUCCGUUCAUCAGCAAUUACUCACCUCCACCAACAUCUCCAUUACCAGAUAACUUGGUGGUGGCGAAGUACACGUACAACCCGUCCCACAGCGACGACCUGGGUUUCGAGAAAGGAGAGAAGAUGAAGAUCCUCUCUGAGGACGAACCAGAAUGGUACAUGGCUGAGUCUCUGUCGACCGGACAGCGGGGAUACAUACCACGCAACUUCGUGGCCAAAAUCAACAGCAUAGAGACAGAAUCCUGGUUCUUUAAGAACCUCUCCAGGAACGAUGCCAUGAGGCUCCUGCUGGCACCGGGUAACACGCAGGGUUCCUUCCUGAUCAGAGAAAGCGAGACCACGCCAGGCAGCUUCUCUCUGUCCUUACGAGAUCUGGACCACAAUCAAGGAGACGUCAUCAAGCACUACAGAAUCCGCAACAUGGACGCUGGCGGCUUCUACAUCACCGGCAAGAUUUCCUUCAACUCCCUGUCUGAGCUGGUCAAACAUUAUUCCAGAGAUGCGGACGGACUCUGUACCUCCCUGGUGAAACCGUGCCAGACCCGAACGCCCCAAAAGCCGUGGUGGCAGGACGAGUGGGAGAUUUCACGCGAGACGCUCAAGCUGGAGAGGCGACUGGGACAGGGACAGUUCGGGGAGGUCUGGAUGGGUCUGUACAACAACAGCCGGCGAGUGGCCAUCAAGAGUCUGAAACAGGGGACCAUGUCCAUCAGCGCCUUCCUGACCGAGGCCAACAUGAUGAAAAACCUGCAGCACCUGCGGCUCGUCCGGCUCUUCGCCGUGGUCACGCAGGAACCCAUCUUCAUCGUCACCGAAUACAUGGAAAACGGCAGCCUGGUGGAUUUUCUGAAGACCGCAGAGGGAGCGAGUCUGCAGAUAAACACCCUGAUUGAUAUGGCCUCACAGGUGGCUGAUGGGAUGGCCUACAUCGAGAUGAAGAACUACAUCCACAGAGACCUGAGAGCUGCCAACAUACUGGUGUCUGACGAGCUCAUCUGCAAGAUCGCAGACUUCGGCCUGGCACGGCUCAUCGAGAACAACGAAUACACAGCCAGAGAGGGUGCGAAGUUUCCCAUCAAAUGGACGGCUCCAGAAGCCAUCAACUAUGGCACCUUCUCUAUCAAAUCAGAUGUCUGGUCUUUCGGUGUCCUGCUCACCGAAAUCGUCACCUAUGGAAGAAUUCCUUAUCCAGGAAUGACCAAUCCCGAGGUGAUCCAGAACCUGGAGAGGGGCUACCGCAUGCCGUGUCCGGACAACUGUCCCGAGGAUCUGUACUCCGUCAUGAACAAGUGCUGGAACGAGGUCCCGGAGAACCGGCCCACAUUCGAGUACCUGCGCAGCAUCCUGGAGGACUUCAACACGGCCACCGAGCGCCAGUACCAGGAGCAGCCCUGCUGAGGAGCUUCCACACCCCCGAGGAACUUUCAGAACUGAAUGAUGCUGAAUGAUUGCUUAAAGCUGCAGACUGAGCUGUGUAUAAAGCGGAGGAGGCUGGACGGCUCACGUCCAGUCUACAGAUGAUGUGAACUGCUGGGGAAACAAAAGAUGUUUUUUAUUGUAAUCAAUUCUUUUACUGUACGUUUAUCUGAGAGGUGGUAUUAUUAGUACUCCAGCUGUUACUCUGAUUGGGUGUUUUUGAUUGUUUCUGUUUUAUUUCUUUUUACUUUUGUAAUAUUUCACAAUAAAAAGCUUAACUUAG